GCGGUGGUGGCGAAGCCACUACCCUCACCCCUGCGGGGGAGGCUCGGGCGAUGAAUGAAGCAUGAGUGGGCUGCGCGCGAAGGCCAGAGCGCAGGGCGCAGCGCGGCAGCCGGGUUCGCGGGAAGAAUAGACCCAGUGACAAGAGGCUCUCUCAUCUCGUCAAGCCAGCUCUGAAGCCAUCUGACCUGCCACGCUGCAAAGCCCUCGGCACAAGGCCGGAGAUGCCCCAGCACGCGAUGGGGGACAAGCAUUUCCUUCCCCUCCCGAAACACGUCUUCACCAGCGCGUCCCCGGCAGCCACAGACAGCGGGUGUGGUGGGUGUGACACCCCACUCAGCAGCAGAGCGUCCCCAGCCUCCCUGCGCUCGGCCCACAGCCCCCUGGGCUCCUCCAGCCAACCCCUGUUCGAGCCCCAGGUUGAGAAGCAGCGGAGCAGCCAGACAGCCCGCGGCGGCGAGGUGCAGUACGUGUCUGCGGGGCCCAAGAACGCACUGUGCGGUUGGCGAGCCUUCACCCCCAAGUGCCUGCAGGUCUUCAACACCCCCAAGGGCUUCCUCUUCUUCCUGUGCGCAGCCUCCUUCCUUCAGGGCAUGAUAGUGAACGGCUUUAUCAAUACCGUCAUCACCUCCAUCGAGCAGCGCUUCGACCUGCACAGCUACCAGAGCGGGCUCAUCGCCAGCUCCUACGACAUUGCCGCCUGCCUCUGCCUCACCUUCGUCAGCUACUUUGGGGGCAACGGGCACAAGCCACGCUGGCUGGGCUGGGGCGUGCUGGUCCUGGGAAUCGGCUCCCUGGUGUUCGCAAUGCCCCAUUUCACCGCCGGCCACUAUGAGGUGGACAUGGACCAGGGGGUGGGGGCGGGGGCGUGUCAGGCCAACGGGAGUCACGUGGAGUGUACGGACUCGGGCCUGUCCAGCUACAGGCUGGUCUUCAUGCUGGGCCAGCUGCUGCAUGGCGUGGGCGCCACACCCCUCUACACACUGGGUGUCACUUACCUGGAUGAGAAUGUCAAGUCAAGCUACUCACCCAUCUACAUCGCCAUCUUUUACACGGCAGCCAUCCUUGGACCCGCGGCAGGCUACCUGAUUGGGGGAGCCAUGCUGAAUAUUUACACAGAAGUGAGCCAACGGACGGAUCUGACGACUGACAGCCCACUGUGGGUCGGCGCCUGGUGGAUUGGCUUCGUGGGAGCCGGGAUCAUCGCGUUCCUCAUCGCCAUUCCCAUCCUUGGCUAUCCCCGGCAGCUACCGGGCUCCCAGCGCUACGUCGUGAUGAGAGCAACUGAAACACAGCAGCUAAAAGACCACAGCCACAGAACAGUGAGCAAUCCGGCUUUCGGCAAGACUGUCAGAGACCUGCCCCUCUCCAUCUGGCUCCUCCUAAGAAACCCCACAUUUAUCCUGCUCUGCCUGGCAGGGGCCACUGAAGCCACACUCAUCGCCGGCAUGUCCACCUUUGGUCCCAAAUUCUUCGAGGCCCAGUUCAGCUUGAGUGCCUCUGAGGCUGCCACGUUGUUUGGAUACCUGGUGGUGCCUGCGGGAGGUGGUGGCACCCUCCUGGGUGGCUUCCUGGUGAACAGGUUCAAGCUCCGUGGCUCUGGGAUCAUCCGGUUCUGUCUGUUCUGCACCUCGACAAGCCUCCUGGCUUUCUUUGUCUUCCUCACACACUGUCCCAACAUGCCCAUGGCAGGCGUGACAACCAGCUACGUUGGGAGCCCCCUCCCUGAAGGCCACUUGGACCUGAAGGCGGCUUGCAACGCCAUCUACUGCUGCCAGGCAGAGCACUACAGCCCCGUGUGCGGCUCAGACGGCAUCAUGUACUACUCGCCCUGCUAUGCGGGCUGCCCUGCGGGCGCUGAGACGGACCCGGUUGGCCAGAAGCAUUCCGGCCCUGACCGCUACCCUACGGUAAGAAGCUCUCACCACAUUUUCCCCCCUUCUCUCUUUCAGUACCAGCAGGUGGCGCUCUGCGGAUGCUGGUGGGGCCCCCCGGGGGUAGCGUGCAGGCCCGGGAAAUGGGCCUCGUUCUGGGUGGCAUCGGGGCUGAUUGUCUCUGGUCCCCAACGAGGUGUUUGGCACCUGGGGAGGUGGCGAUGUGACCAGGACUCUUGCUGGCUUAGGGGUGUGUGUGUGUGUGUGUGUGUGUGUGAGGUUUGCGGCCAGGUUGCCAUGGGCUCUGACAUUGCCGUUUUGCAUUGCAGGUGUGUCUGUGACCAGCAAAGGUCCUUUGCCCUGGGGAUCCAGUGGAUUGUCGUGAGAACACUAGGCAGUAUUCCGGGGCCCAUUGCCUUUGGCUGGGUGAUUGACAAGGCCUGCCUGCUGUGGCAGGACCAGUGUGGCCACCAGGGUUCCUGCUACGUGUACCAGAAUGAAGCCAUGAGCCGCUACAUGCUCAUUGCAGGGCUCACUUUCAAGGUGUUGGGCUUCAUCUUCUUUGUCACUGCCUACUUCCUGUACAAGUCCCCGAAGGCGUCCUCAGAUGGCCUGGAGACCUCCCUGCCCAGCCAGUCCUCAGCCUCCGACAACCCCACAGAACAGCCCCAGAGCAACGUCUGACACCGCGGGCCUGAGGUCUCUUCUGGUAUUCGUGAACCCCCACCCCUCACAGGGCGGUAACCCUUAAGGACCACGUGGAACCUCGCACUGCAUUCUGGGGCCUCGUGCUGCUCCGUACUGUGACUGAGCAGCCUCUGGGACACUAAGGGGGGAAGGAGUGUGUCACAUACGAACCAGACACAACCCCCAAACCCUAGAGUCUCCUAGGCACCACUACAUUUCACGGAAUGCCACCUGGCCCUGACUUCCUGUGUCUACUGAGGAGCCCCGAGCAGGGCAACAGUGCCCCGGGUGGUAUAACCCUGUGGAGCCAGCUACUUGACGCUUUGCUUGAAUCUGCUCCUGCUGCCUGUGCUUGGAGCCCGGUGGAAGGUCUCUACUGCCAGGCAGGAGCAACUUGAAUCGAUCGUUAUGUCUGGACUUACAUUUUGCACUGAACAGUGUUUAUGGAAUCAGUUUUGUACCUGGUCAUGUGACUCGUGUCCGAGCAAACCGUUUUUGGUUAAGAGUGUGUACAUAAUAUAUUUUAAUAUUUAAAGUGGU
Molecule: messenger RNA, 3098 nt
Organism: Mesocricetus auratus (golden hamster)
Lineage: Eukaryota; Metazoa; Chordata; Mammalia; Rodentia; Cricetidae
Gene: Slco4a1
Product: solute carrier organic anion transporter family member 4A1
Exons: 11
Coding region: 222-2555 (777 amino acids)
Biological process (GO): transmembrane transport; sodium-independent organic anion transport
Cellular component (GO): membrane
Molecular function (GO): protein binding
Source: RefSeq, a predicted model, not a curated record